AUGUCUAGUUGGAAAUAUGAUGUGUUUUUAAGUUUUAGAGGUGAAGAUAUUCGUAAAAGCUUCAUUGAUCAUCUAUUAAAAGAUUUUAAGCAAAACAGAAUUCAUGCUUUUAGAGAUCAUAUUGAUAUGCCUAGAGGAAAAGAAAUAUCUCCUCAACUUUGCAGAGCCAUUGAAAAUUCGAGGUUCUUGAUAGUUAUUUUCUCCAAAAAUUAUGCUUCUUCAUCAUGGUGUCUCAGAGAACUUGUGAAGAUUCUCAAUACCAAGCAAAAUAAAAAGCCAAUGCAUGAAGUUCGGAUCUUAUUUUAUGAUGUUAAGCCCGAAGUGGUGAGGAAACAAACGGAGAACUAUGCUGAAGCAUUAGCCAAACAUCAAGUAUCAAAUCAAACGGAGGUAGAUGAAUGGAAGGAAGCUCUGACCAUGGCAUGUAGCUUAUCUGGAUGGGAUCUUAACAACAUGACAAAUGGGUAUGAGUCAAAGUUCAUUGAUUGCAUAUCCAAGGACAUCUGCAAAACCUUAUGUGAUGUGCCUUUGCAUAUUGGUGAGAACCUAGUAGGUGUAGAUGCUCGUGUAAGUAAACUGAACUUGGUGCGCUUUAUUGGCUCAAGUAAGGUAAACAUGAUUGGUAUUUGUGGUAUUAGUGGAAUAGGAAAGACCACCAUCGCAAAAGCUAUUUAUAACUCGAUGUAUGCUUACUUUGAGGGAAGUUGCUUCUGUGAGGAUGUCCAAGGAGUCACCAAACUACAAGGGCUACCUCAAGUCCAGAAGCAAUUUAUUAAUAAAAUCAUGAAAACUGAAAAUGUGAAGAUAUCUCAUAUUAGUGAAGGAAUUAUGGUAAUAAAGAAAAGGGUAGCAUGUGAGCCAAUCUUACUUGUUUUAGAUGAUGUGGAUCAUCGCGAGCAACUAGAAGCACUAGCAGGUUCGCAUCACUGGUUUUGCCCCGGCAGUUUAAUUAUUUUAACUAGCAAAGACAAACAGUUGCUAAGAUCUCAUAGAGUAGAUGAAAUUUAUGAAGCGGAGUUUUUAAAUGAUCGUGAAGAUAUUAUGCUUUUUUGUUUGUAUGCUUUUGGCCAAACAUACCCUACACAUGAUUUCAACAACCUCGCGCUUGAAGCUGUGAAAUGUUUACAAGGGCACCCUUUGGCUCUCAAAGUUGUUGGGAAUGCUUUGUUUCGAAAGCCUAUACGAAUUUGGAGAAGUGAAUUGGAUAAACUCCAAAUCUAUCCAAAUACAGAGAUACAACAAAAAUUGCGACCAAGUUUUGAUUGUCUAGACUUUGAUCAGAAAAGGAUAUUUCUUGAUAUUGCAUGUUCCUUGAUAGGGGAAAGUAUAGAUCUUUCUGUACGUGUACUUGACAGCAUUAGUUGUUUUCCGGAUGCUAAUAUUGAUGUUCUAGUGGAUAAAUCUCUAAUUAAAGUAUCUCAUGAUUUCUCACUUCAAAUGCAUGAACUAAUUCGAAGCAUGGCAAGAGAAGUUCUACGUGAAGAAACCGACAGUCCUAUCCGGUUGUGGGGUCCGUCAGAGGUUUAUGCUGUACUUAGUGAAAACAAUGUAACAGAAACAGCUGAAGCAGUUGAAGUUCUUGUCCUUUUGUUAGAGAAAUCUACUAAAGAAGUUCACAUAGGGUGUAAAGCUUUUUCCAAGAUGAAAAAAUUACGGAUCCUUAAAAUAAUUCAUCCUGAACCAAAGGACUUUGGACAGUCAUUUCAGUUGUGCAUGUCGACGGACUUCAACGUGAACUUCUUUGGGAGUUUGGUUUUUUUAUCCAAUGAGCUAAAAUUGAUUUAUUGGCAUGGAUAUCCUUUCAAGUUCUUGCCAUCAAAUUUUUAUCCGGAGAACCUUGUUGCAAUUGACUUGUCUUACAGCAACAUCAAAAGCUUUUGGACAACACCUAAGUGUUUUAAAACGUUGAAAGUGAUGAAGCUGAGGCACUGUCGUAACCUAACAACUACCCCUGACUUCACAGAGAUGGCCAAUCUCGAAAACUUGAUACUUGAAGGCUGUGUGAAUUUGUUUAAGCUUCACCCAUCUAUUGGAAUGCUUAAGAAACUUGUCAUGUUAAAUAUGAGAGACUGCAUACAAAUUAGAAGUUUUCCCUGCAAACUUGAAAUGGAUUCUCUUCAAGUUUUGAUUCUCUCUGGGUGCUUAAAAAUGAACAAUCUGACUCAGGUUUUGGGCACCCUCAAAAGUUUGGUGAAGCUUUACGCCGAUGGAACAGCCAUAACAGAAUUUCCUUCUUUCAUAUCAUCUCUAUCCUACCUUGAAGAACUAGAGAUUGGUAGAUAUGAACAGACCAAGUCUCCUACUUGGUGGGCAUCAAUCUUCCAAAAGCAACCACAAAGUUUGGUGUUGCCUUCUUUGGCAAGUUUACGAUUCCUAACGGUGCUAAAAGUUAGAAACUGCAAUAUAUCCGAAGUGUGCUAUGACAUUGGAGCCAUAUCAUGUCUAAGACGUUUAGAUUUGUGUGGUAACAACUUUACUAAGUUACCUGGAAGUUUGAGUCAACUUUCUCGUCUUAAUGUUCUACUUCUUGUUGGCUGCAAGAAGCUAAAAGUGUUACCAGAACUUCCACCUAGAUUAACUGCUUUGGCAAUUGAAUGUACCUCCUUGCAAGAACCACCAAGGCUAAUUCACAGACAAAGUAUUCUUCAAUGUGGUUUCCUUGAUUGUCCCAAAAUGUUUGAGAAUGUUACCAUUGAUUGCCAGGUGUCUAUGGCGCAGACUCGACAAUCAUCUACAACUUCACGUGUGUCUACAGGCCAACUUUCUUUAUUUGUCAAUUUUUUGGGAAUCCAGAGAGGGAUUCGUGAAUUCUUAGGUGGAAGUGGUUCUUUGCGUGAACAUAAACGUUUGGGAAAGAAAUUUAAUUAUAAUGGUUGGAACAAAUAUAUACAAUUAGAGAUAAUAUCUAAUGGAUAUACGAUUCCAAGGUGGUUUAAAAGUAAGAGUAACGGAAGUCAUGUAAAGGUGGAAUUACCUCCAAAUUGGUGCUUCUCUAAGUUCAAGGGAUAUGCAUUUUGUGUUGUAUUCACGCUUAAGGAGCCUUGUAUCGGUCCACCAGGUUUCUGUGUGAACAACUUUGAUGGAGCCUCUCUUGCUGGAAUUCCUGCAGGAUUGUUAGAGACCAUACCAAUUUACAAUACAGAUAAGAAACUGAUAUGGUUGUGUAUAAAGACAUGUGAUUGGGGAUGGCAGGAAGCAAAGAAUUUUGUCACGUUUUCAUUCGGGGAUAACAAAGAUGUUGAGGUGAAGAAUUGUGGUGUAAGACUUGUUUGUGAUGAUGAUGAAGAUUUACAAGAAGAAGAAACGGUUUUAAGUAUGAUGACACAACACCUUCAAUCUAACAAUCCGCAUACUGCAAUUUUAGCACAUGUAACGGGGGAUGGAAAGAAGCGAAGAAUUUGGUCACAUUGUCAUUCAGAGAUAUUAAUGGAGAUAAGUUUGAUGAGAUUUCAGGGUUUGGUGUAA
Molecule: messenger RNA, 3465 nt
Organism: Erigeron canadensis
Lineage: Eukaryota; Viridiplantae; Streptophyta; Magnoliopsida; Asterales; Asteraceae
Product: disease resistance protein RPV1-like
Exons: 4
Coding region: 1-3465 (1154 amino acids)
Biological process (GO): signal transduction; defense response
Molecular function (GO): ADP binding
Source: RefSeq, a predicted model, not a curated record